GCUUUCAUGGAGCAGCCGGAUCCGUGGGCAAAAGAUGCGAAACACCACCUGUCUCAGGCCCUUCUUUGAUGACGCCAACCAGGCGGCAUAGCAGGAGCGAUUGGCGCUUCUGGAGCCGUACGCUGGGAUCAGUUUCCCGUAUCCUCCAGCAUAAUGUUUCCCUAGGCUUUUGACAUGUUUCGAUUGCCAGCAGGGGCUUCUCAUCGGGUAGUCGCGUGGCAGACAGGAUGUCGGAAACUUGGCGAGAACAACUGGAAUGGCGAUGGUGACGCAGGGGUCAAACGUACGGAUGCAUGGAAGUCACCUGUACCUGCGAGCGCACAAAGCUUUGACACGUGCUCUUCAUCAUGAUGGAGCCCGCAUAGAACUGGCAAUUUUCAAUAAAGAAAAUAGACUACUCUUCUGGAAAAAAAUGAGCUGCUUUCUAUCGUCUUACUGGUACUUGCGGGAUGAAUUGUGGGCGGUAGCAUAUAGGCAAUCUGGAACAUGGUGUUAGUUGAAUGCGGCAUACAAUCCUCUGUAGCGAAAACACUAGGAAUGCAAUGAGCCCCUCUAAUCGCCCUUGUUGCAAAGACAAAGAACGCCUCCACAAUCGCCGGAGCCACGUUUACCCCAAGACUCGUCCCAUCCGUCAUCAAUGCGAAACGCAUCUCGAGUUCAUGUGAAACAGCCUCCGCCAAACCCAGCCUCCCGGGGC
Trichoderma atroviride IMI 206040 is the source of this 697-nucleotide messenger RNA. Lineage: Eukaryota; Fungi; Ascomycota; Sordariomycetes; Hypocreales; Hypocreaceae. The record is from RefSeq and is a predicted model, not a curated record.